Messenger RNA from Paramecium sonneborni, 817 nucleotides. NCBI's taxonomy places the organism in Eukaryota, Ciliophora, Oligohymenophorea, Peniculida, Parameciidae. The record is from the annotation of a GenBank genome assembly.
AUGAUGGAUAAAUAAAUCUAUUAAGAAGAAGAAAAACAUCAUUAAAAUUUAAGUAAUUCUUUUGAUUUAGUACAUCUAGAUGAAAAUAAAGAGAAUAAAAUGCUAAAAGAAAAUAACAAUUAUAGAUAAUAUGAAAGUUUAGUUGAUCAAAAUGAAAAUGAAAUUAGUAAAAAAAUAAAUAAUAAUCAUAAUGAUUAUGAUAAUGAAUCGUAAAUAGGUUUAGAUAAUAAUGAAAUAGAAAAAAAAGAAGAAUCUUCAAACAGUGAAGAUUCUUUAUCUGAUCAAGAAUAAACUAAAUAAAUUGAGUCAAUCACAAAUAAUUAAUAGUAAAAAAGAGUGAAAAUCUAAAAUCCCUAAUUUAAUAAUAAUGAAUUCUAGAAUAAUAUUAUAAAUGAAGGUAUAUAAAUUUAAUAAUUAAGAUAAAAUUGUUUGUUUAUGUGGAUAAUAAAUAAAUGAAGAUGAAUUAGAUAAUCAUCUUGAAUGCUAUAUUGUUUUUGAAUGUUUUAUUUGCUUUUAAUCAAUAAGUUAAACCCUAUAUGAUUAACAUCUAUAGAUAGAACAUAAAGAUUCAAUUUGUUAGAAUUGUGGUCUUAUUGACCCGACAAUAACAAAUUAAAAUCAUAAAUUGAGAUGUUUUUAAAUAAAAUAAUUAAAUAUUGACGAUGCUAAAAUGCAAUAAUUAGAAUCUCCAAAAUAUAAUGCUGACAAUAAUAAUAAUUAUAAUUAAGAUUAUUAUUAUAAUUAAGAUUAUGAUCAUUAUUAAGAUUAUGAUUAUAAUUAAGAUGAUGAUCAUUAUUUAGAAAAUUUAAAACCUUGA